This is a messenger RNA of Dunckerocampus dactyliophorus (ringed pipefish), 7186 nucleotides long. RefSeq names its product nucleobindin-2-like. Gene Ontology annotation, molecular function: calcium ion binding. The record is from RefSeq and is a predicted model, not a curated record. Gene Ontology annotation, cellular component: extracellular exosome; endoplasmic reticulum-Golgi intermediate compartment. Lineage: Eukaryota; Metazoa; Chordata; Actinopteri; Syngnathiformes; Syngnathidae. The transcript is spliced from 13 exons. The coding region runs from base 2255 to 3484 and encodes 409 amino acids.
AUCGCCAUAACUUAACGGGACUCUUGGAGUUGGGAGGUCACUCACUUCCUUUCCUAGAUGAAUCGUCAACCACACAAAGUAUUGUUGUAUUUUUUUUUUUUUACUUUACUGGCUUCGGUCAUUGUGGAAUCUGUCAGUGUUAGCACUCUGCUGGGUCAAAGUACAAGACAAUGUCUUUAAAAGGAAAAUACGUAACUGCGACAUCUUUAUUAUUGACAUCUCUGAGACAAACUAUACAACUUUCAAAGAGCUUUGUGUGCUGCAGUGGAAUUAAAGUUAAUAUUAGAUGUUUUAUGGAGGUAAAUAGCACCUGUUUAGUGUGCUCUCGACUUCAACUCAAUUCCACAGCAGGACUGAAUAUCUGUAAAUGGUGUUUACAUAUUUGCUGACUUAUUUUUCACUGAGCUCCAGCAACAACAAUAGUGGCAAAAAAGUCUUAAUUUAAAGCAAAUAUCAGGCAUUACUAAACACUUCAAAGUCAAAGUAAACUAACAUGGCUGUCGUCAGCAUUUCAGUCAUCUUAUCUGCAGCUUCAUCUGGCUGAGAUGCAAAGAUGUCUUUUUUUCGUUGACUUUCUCACGAAUUCCACAAAGCUAGCUUGAUGCUAAAGUAACAUUACCAAUACUUUCUCAGCUAGAGAGCCACCUAACCGGACCGGUCAGUUGUACACAUGUCAACACUGUGAUCGUAGUUGUCGUCCAAGCGGGUUUAACCUGGAAAAAACUUUGCUUGGCGGCUAAGUUAGCAGCUAAAGUGGAAGGAAAUAAGGCUCACAGAGAAAAAGCCUUUCGUUCGCAGUUAAAGGCACGCUUGGUUGGGUUUAGCUAAACAUUGGCAGCAUUAGGACGGCUCUGUGCUUGGUGGAAGUUGGGUUUAAUGGUUUAAAAGUAGAAUGUUUUGUCCAAGAAGCAACGGCACGGAAGAAAAGCAGGUAUUGUCAGACGAGAAGCUUUCAACGCGGAGCUUUUUUGGAAGCAACUACUCGCUCAAAGUUUCACACGCAGACAUUUACGAAAAAAAGAUCACUUCUUUUUACCUUUCAUCGCGGCAGUGUUUGGAGCCAUUUUUGUGCCGCAGCUGCAUUUUUUUCCAUCCACUUGCACCGGAGACGUCAGUUCCUGUAGUUUGUCUGCUGGUCUGCUCGGCUGAUGAGGACUUCUUGGUCCGACUCGCCGGAGCCCUCGCCGCACCAUGGCCAGCGACGCCCUCUGGCGGACAACUGUCAAAAUGAACGCCUGACGUCAGGGUUACGUUAUUGAGACUACUUCCGCAUUUCAGGCACACAGUUAUGCAAUAACAACAUUGAAAUCUUUAAAUUAUGGUCAUUAUUUAUUUUUUUAAAUUUAGAUUAGCCUUGCUUGAAUUGUUGCUAUUAUAUUUUCUUUUUUCAAUUUUUGUAAUGUAUUUUGUAAUCUCUAUUUGCUAUUUUAUUUUUUAUCUUUGCUUGUAAUCAUGCAUAAUGAUUAUAUGUAAAUUGCUCAUCUUGUAAUUUGUCAAAUGUGUUGGAUUCAAAGCUCCUGGCUGCCACAACCAGCAGGCAGCCUGAUUGACAGACAAAAGGUCCAAUCAGCUGUCAACGCCGCGCCAUGGCCAGCGGCGUUCUCUGGCGGACAACUGUCGAAAUGAACGCUGACGUCGACGAGGAACAUCAUUGAGAUUACUUCCGCAUGUCAGUCAAACUGUUACAAUACAAACGCCGCUCUUUCGAAAGUACGCAAACUAAAACAAAUGAAACACGUUAUUGUAUAAAUGUAUAAUUUACCACAGAUGUAUUUAUAGCAGAAAUACUGCACAUAUGUUUCUCAGACACGUAAAACACUUUAUUGCAUCUCGUGCACCAUCAUCAUAUAAUCGUCUAUGCUCAUUGAAGGUACCAAAAUAUUUUGCAUAUGAACAAGACAUGUAUGUAAAUGUAUAUAAGUAUCUUAAUAAUCGUAAAGUGACUCCGCCUACUAGAUUGUUGACUGAGCGCCACGUACUGGCUGCUUUUAAGCAGCUAGCGGGCAUCCUGAUUGACAGAGGAACAGUCCAAUCAGCUGUCAACGCGACGUCGAUGCCAAGACUGCAUCCAAUGGUGUUAGCAGUGGGCGGGACGUCACUAUGGUGACCGCUGCCGGCAAGGGGAGGCCACUAACGGCUUGUACUGGAUGUAGCAGGUGGCAGCAGUAAACAAACAGCAGCUAGCAAAAAGGUCUCUGAAGAGUCAAAAGUGAAGCUUCAAGUAAGUGUCGUACCUAUCUGCAUACCAAAAUAGAUGGUGAUGGUGAGAGGUAAAGCGCUGACCCAUGGUACUGUGGUUCUGCUCAGUCUGUGGCUGUGCAUCCACUCAGUGCCCAUUAAUGUGGACAAGAGCAAAGAGAAGCCCCAACAGGAAGAGCUAGAGGUCCCAGAAGGUUUUGACUCCGGGCUGCACUACGACCGCUACCUCAGGGAGGUCAUCGAGUACCUGGAGAAAGACACUCACUUCAGGGAAAAGUUAAAAAACACCAACAUGGACGAAAUCAAGCAAGGCAAACUGUCAAAAGAGCUGGACUUUGUCCACAACAGCCUGCGCACCAAGCUGGAUGAGCUGAAGAGGAAAGAGAUGACCAGGCUGCGGAUGCUCAUUAAAGCCAAACACGACAUGGCGGCAGGGGAUGGCUGGAAAGUGGAUCACCAGGCUGUGCUGAAACAGUUUGAGCACCUCAACCACGACAACCCACACUCGUUUGAGCCGGAGGACCUGCACCGCCUCAUCCAAGCGGCCACAAAGGACCUGGAGAACUUUGACAGGGAACGCCAUGACGAGUUCAAGCGCUAUGAGAUGAUGAAGGAGCAUGAGAGGAGGGAGAACCUGAAGCUCAUGACUGAGGAGGAGCGGAAGAAGGAAGAGCAGCACUUCAAGGAUAUGAAGAGGAAACAUGCCGAUCACGUCAAAGUCAACCAUCCUGGAAGUGAGGACCAGCUGAAGGAGGUAUGGCAGGAGGCUGAUGGUUUGGACCCGAAUGACUUCAACCCAAAGACCUUCUUCAAAUUGCACGACAGCAAUGGAGACGGUUUCUUUGACGAGAACGAGCUGGAAGCCCUCUUCACUAAAGAGCUGGAGAAGGUCUACAACCCGAACAAUGAAGAAGACGACAUGGUGGAGAUGGAGGAGGAGAGACUGCGGAUGAGAGAGCAUGUGAUGAACGAGGUGGACACCAACAAAGACAGACUGGUGUCACUGAGUGAGUUUCUGGCGGCCACAAAUAAACAAGAGUUCCACGAAAAGGAAGAGUGGGAGACCUUGGAGCAAAACUCCUUGUUCACCGAGGAGGAGCUGGCAGCGUACGAGCAACAGCUGGCCAAAGAGGAGAAGAUGAUCAUCGACAAGGCGGCCGACCUGCAGGAGCAGAGGGAGGAGCUCCAAAAGAAGCAGGAAGAACUCGACACUCAGAAGCACCAACUUCAGCAGGCCUUGGAUGAUCUGCAGAUGAGGAAAGUCCAGGCUGAAGACACAGCAUAAACCUGGAAGCGGACAGACGCUAACCAUCCAGCAACAAGACCCACCUGUGCCUGGACAGUCUAAACGGGCCUUAAUAGCAGGGAGUGUGCAUGUGUUUGUCGUAACUGCAAUGUUAUGUCCUCUCAAUGUUUUCGUUUUUUUAUCCCCACUGGAUGAAUGAAGAUAGGCCUAUACAAGCCAAUAUGGCAGGGGUGUCCAAAGUGUGGUUAUCAAUUAGAAAAUAUUUUAUACCUAAGAAAUAACAUGAAACAUUAUGGAGGAUAAUAAUUAUUGAAAUGUAUGUAAUGGCCUAGCAUUUCUUUGACCUACGCUGGAGUGGUUUUAGUGCAUCUAAUACAAAAUAGAAUAAAAGUGAAUAAUAUCAGAGAGGCCCCCUCAUCCUUUAUUUGUAUGUGGACCUCAGUGGAAGAAAGGACACCCUUUUGAGGAAGGGAUUAAAUUUGUUUACUUUAUACUGCUGUCACGCACACUCAGAGGAAUUUAUUUGAAUCAAAGUAUUUUUUCAGGCCAGAUAAUGUUUAUUUACUGUAAAAGUAACCAAACAUUCUGUGAGGUUAAUGAAACUGAUGGAAGAAUUGGAAUCCCCAAAAUGCCAAACCACACACAUUUCAAUUCAUUUAACACAAAGCUUCCAUCUGGCUUUGGUCAGGCAUUUACAGUUUCCCAAAGUGUCAUUCAAAAGUAUUUCUAUCUUAAGUUCGUAUUAUUGAAGUAGGCUACUUUAUUAACAGUAUUUGCAAUGAGUGUGAAUUGUGCCUUUCUAAACUUGAAUGUUGGCUUCCUGUCUCACAUUCCACCACAUGAUGUCUCGAGUGGCAAUAAAGUGAACGAGCCUGCAAGUGUUAAGACGUGGGUUUUGAAUCAUCUCUAAAUUCAUCACUUGGCAGUCCGAUACGAGCGGCGUUAGUGCUAAUCAUCCGCGUAGAUGUAGCUGAAACGCUCAGCCAGGUAGGCGCUAAGCUGCACUGGGGGGUACUUGUCCGAUCCGUCAGUGCAGGUGAUGACCGUCUGGUCAUCAGGCAUGACGAAGAAAGCCAGAGCCUGGCGUGUAGUGGAAUCACCAGCAGGGGGCAGCAAAACUCUGUGGAGCUGAUGGACAGAUUGAACAGCCAAUGGCAAGCCAGACAACAACAGAGCGUUUACGACCUAAAUACUGGUUUUCACAGAGAGCCCUCUAGACAUGAAAUAACACUCCUAUAGUCCCAAUAUAGUAGACCAGGGGUCACCAACGUGGUGCCCGCGGGCACCAGGUAGCCCCCCACGACCACAUGAGGUGCCCGCAAGCCUGCUUUUCAUUCAGGUUUUCAGUUAAUAAUGAAAGAACAGUAGAAAGAAAUGUAUUCUGAAAUGCAAAAUGUGAGUUGUGGACACCAGCAUUUAAUGUUCUGGUAAAACAAGCAUAUUCGCUUUGUUUGGGUUUAAAAUAAGCUCUGAAAAUAAAUGUUACAAAAAUGAGUAGCUCUUGGCCAUUUUCAUUUUGUAAAAGUAGCUCUCACAAGGAAAAACGUUGGUGACCCCCGUAGUACACACAUGAGAAAAUAACGCAUUUAAGACAUAAGUCAAAAUAUAGACUCACACGUUGGUGAUGGUAGAGUUCCUUCCGGUUCUUUCUUAUUUUAGCUUCCUGCGGUUGCUAUUGUCUCAUUAAUGUAACAUUACUGACGCCCAGAGACCAGUGAAUAGAAUGAUGUGUAGAAUACUACAUAUCACAACAUCUUUGCAUGGGUCUUCUGAAUGCCUUAUAUUUGUGUUUUAGUUUAGCCAUUGUUAUGAUUAAAAACGCUUAAUUUAGGUAAACAGGCUGUGAAAUUGGCUUCAAUAUGUAUAUUUUUGGACUAAAAGGCCAUAUUCAACCACAAAAUAGCGAUUUAUUAUAUUUUUGAAAAACCAGGAUGGAGUGAAGCCGCGAAAUUAAAAUUGCAAAGUGGCAAAAUAGUCAAGUGUAGCAUUUACUCAGUGACUAACAUUUUGUAUCCAUGAAGCGACCAGAACUUAGCAUAAAAAGUAAAGAAGAUUUCAGUGUUUGCUCACCACAGAGAUAAAUUUAUCAUUGGUCCAACGCUGCAUCAUGUCUGCGAUGUUGACUAGAAUCGCCCCGGGGAUGCAGGGAGCAGAGAUGAACUCACCAGAGCGUUCAUGCACCUGAAAUGUCAGCAAGGAAUUUACGUCACAGUCACAGCAGUAAGACUCCAGCGUCAUACGUUAACUCCCUUGUUAGCAAAGUUAACAUUUUAUACUAUUAACAAUGCGUCGCUUCUUUUUACACUUGUGUGACACUUAAAAACAAAAAAAAUGCAUUGACUGAUGAAAAGCUUUCCCCAACCAAUAGGAAGGUAGUGUCAUGUUUCAUGUUUCGCUUUCAAAGCGGGUGCCUUCCUGUACCAAAAGCGCAUACAAAUGCGAAAUAACGUGAUGACGCAAUGACAAAAUUAUGGCGAAUAUUAUUGAUCGUAACUCUGGUUUCCCUUGACCGAUUUACACCAUUUAAAGAUACGUGUAGUGUAAAGUCUCUACUUUCGACCCAGGUUCCAAAAGAGCAUCGGUGUGGUUGUGUCAUCAUGCUGUGCUGGCGUACACGAGGUGGUUGACUCCUGAGGCUUGUAAAAUGUUUACGAUGACCACAGUUUAACCCUGGAACAAAUUCGUUGUGUUUAUAUACUGUACAUCCUAUGGGUAAAGAGCACUCUAGAAUAGUGUGUGUUUGACCUUAGAGGUUCCACUGUAUUAAGAAAAAGUGAUGGUUUCCUUACCUGCAGACCUUCAGAAUCCUGGAACAACAAGGUGAUGCUUCCAUAGUCUGAAUGCUCGCCACAUCUCAGCUGACCCUCCUUGGCCAGCUCUCUCUUGACCGGAGGAUAGUACAGCGAACGCAGCGUUGUUGUGUUGUCAUCAGCUACAAGAGAAACAGACAAGGUUUCAGCCAACAUGACAUCCAGACUCCAGGUUUUUUUUUCCACUACAGCGCCCUCUGCUGGAUGCGAUGGGUCACUGCCGUAAUUGGCCGCAAUGCAAAACAAGCAAGACAUGACAUGGGGACGUGAGGGCCAGCACGUACUUCCAAUCCAGCGGUGAGCGCCCAGGAACACAUCGGGAUCCAGAUCCAAACUGUGGGCCAUCACCUUCAAAAUCCGUAGGCUCAGCUCUUUGCAGCGCUGAAAAAAAGCCGUCUGGGUCUCCUGGAAUCCCGCCGCAAUCUCAGGGGAAGGCCAUUUCUACAAAAAACAAAAAGAGUCAAACUGGAACAAUUCUAGAACAUUUGACUGAUUCUGAAAGCCUGAAAUUAAUAAAUGACUGAUUGGAUCAAUGAGUAACAUUUUAUGGGUGGGUGUCAGUCUUUUGGUAGUGAUGUUAAAAAGUACCAAGUAUCAGUAGAGAUAAGUAUACUUCAUAUGUCAGGAUGUUAAAAAAUACUAUCAGUAAGUAUAAUAAGUAUACUUACCUUGUCAGGACGUAAAAAAGCGUGUUGUAUUGGUAUUGAUAAGUCUAUUUAAUAUGUCAAGGUGUUAAAUAGUACAAUGUAUCAGUAAGUAUUAUAGUUCAAAGGACUUCAGUCUGAUGAGUCAAAAACAGGUGAGAUUUUCAGUGAAGGUGUUGAGUAAAAGGUGUCGCCAUUCAAAGCAUUCAACUGAUUGUAGUUGUGUCAUUUCCAGCAAGACAGUCUGCCUCAAUGAAUGCAUCUAUUCACAUCUGAUCAGGUUUAAG